AUGGAUUCCUUAGUCAAGGAGUGGGUUUUGUUUCUUGACAAGUGCCUGGAAACCCGGAUCCCAAUCGACCUAUUCGCUGCCGCAGCGACUCAGCUGCACACGCGGUCGCCCCUCCCCGGACGCAAGCUUGCAGCAUUACUAGUGAAGCCCCGAGCUGCUGGGGCGAACAGUGUUGAUCCGCGCGUAAUCGUCUAUGCUGAGCGCCUGCUCGCUCUCAACAAGGUUGACGCGUCCGAUAUCCUUUCCGCGGCUUUCCAAUUCUCAAAGGAUCGGACUCUCCAAGCAAGCGACAACACCAGUCCCAGGGAUCCAUCAGGAUGGCAGAAUCCGCCGGAGCUGGACGAGAUAUUAUUCCAUCGCCUGCACAAGUCUUUCUCGGGAGAACGACCCGAACGACCAGUUACCAAUGCGGAAGGAGUUCGAACCCUAAAAGCAGUGACGAGAUGGAUGUCAGCAAUGGUCACGUCGCAUACAAACGAUUCGAUGCUACAGGCUAUGACCGGCAUCCAGCAGCAGCCUCAGCAGCAGUCGAUCAAUGUUCGCGAGGGCCUUGGCAUGCUUGUGGUGGGGCUGAUCGAGAAUGGCAAGAUCCUGCAGUUGCUGAACCGGGGUGAGCUUAAAGAUGUGCGAAAGGGGUUUGCCCAAGCGCUCACGACCUUUAUUCCGUUCCUUGCACAGACUUCCAUUCAGAUCUCGAAUCGCCUCGAGAUCUAUCAGAAAGAACAUGACUUCAAUGAUAAGUCAAGUGUUGGGCCCAAUGGGGAGACGAACGAGAACUCCGGGCUCGAAGUUGCGGCGCUGCAGCUUGAGGCUGUGAUCGAUCUUCCUCAGAUCAACACAAGAGCUGGACUCUACAUAUUCCUCAAUUCAUUGCUUGUUGCACGUCCACUGACUGACGACAUUACUAUCAAUAACUACUUGCAUUCGUUUUACAAGAUGGACGCUCAAAGUAUGGCGACGGAUCUGGUCACCGCGUCCUUCGACAUACUGGCCAACGCUAUGUAUCGGAGUGAAUCAACCCAGACGAUGACUGGUCUGAAGUCGUUCCUUGUCAACAAAAUUCCUGUUCUAUUGACACAACUCACUGCUCCGCUAUACGCUAUGAAUCCACAAAUAUGCAUAACGCAGGCUCUCAGUCGAAUAGACCCGAACGCUUUCCCCGCCUUCUCCCAGGGAUUUGACGACAUGUUGGGUAACAAUAGCUCUCUUGCAGAUGUGCGGCAAGACUUUUUGAAUGCAUGUGCUCUGCACAACCUUAUUCCAGCGAAUACAGUGGAGCGUUUACUUGGGGAAGCUCCGAUGCAGGGCCCACCAGCAACGAGAUACAUCAAACAAGAUCUAUUGAAGCAGUGUAAAGACAAUGGCGACAAGGUGGUCACAUACAUUGAAGAAUUGGAAAACUUGGACGGCAAUGCUGGCGCCAUAGUAGCCGCUCUCGCUGAUUUUGUAGCGCACCUCUGCGAGACGCAAAUGUCCAUGUACCUCAAAACGCUGUGCAAUGCGCUUUCGAAGAAGACGACAGCACUCGAUGUAAUCUUGCAAUUCACAUCACCUGCCAGCAUACUACAACCGCUCUGUCAAUUCUUGGAUGAGUGGCAUUAUGAAACUGAUCAAGAGUAUCAACCAGUGUACGACGAAUUCAGUGCCAUUCUUGUCCUUGUCCUAGCCUUCGUAUAUAGGUACGAGCUCACUCACGAUGAUCUGGGGAUCGGGCACGACUCUUUUGUCGCUCAAUUUCUGGAACGUGGGCACCGCAGUAUUGCUCCGAACGAGUUGACUGAAGAGCAAGGCAAGCAUCUAGGUGGCUGGCUCCGUGGUCUAUUUGAUGCCGACAAGGAAGGACUCAGUAAUGAUGUGUUCGCAUCCUGUCGGCCUCAAGAGUUUUACCUCAUAGUGCCUACACUCUUCAACCAGACUGUAAUGGCAUGUUCUGCGGACGUUUUAUCUUUGGAUUCAGUUAAGGGCGGCCUAGAGUACCUACACGAGACCUUUCUUCUGCCAUCCCUCGUGGGAGGCCUAACGUGGAUGGCCUCGCACGCGCUUACGCAGACACACCAGGAGCACGAUGCGCUAGUGCAGAUAUUCCACAAGCUGAUCAGGUCGGCCCCCACAUCGGGGGAUGCACAGGCUAUGCAUUCCACGAUCCUCUCGAUCGUAUCGGCUCGGCUUGAGAGAUGCUUCCGCACCCUAAAGCAGCGCUACCCCGGGUAUAGCACGGAUAUUGACCAGCUUCUACAGGCUAUCAAGCCUAACCUACACUACACUCGCUCAAUUUUCUCACCUGCACCCCAACUGGAACAGUGGACUACUGCGACGAACAACACACUCGCUUCUUCGCUACGUCAUACCGUGCAGCAGCUCUCCCAAUGGGCCACGAAUGCUUCCAUUCAAUUUAACCCGCCUAGCUACACCCAUCGCCAAAUCUAUGCCUCUGUAGAGCUGCUUGGCCCAUCCAAAACUCUCGGUAUUAUCGUCGACGAAGUCAAAGCUCAGACUGACGCAGGCAAUGGCGCGGCAGCACUCAAUAUCGGCGUCACUCUUAUCUGUGCACCAAUGAUCAAGAACAGUGUCUUGCCGGUUGACUGGGUGGGCAGCUCUGCUCCUGUGACUCAGCCUCCACGAUCACGAUUAAACCUACGUGAAGUGCUCAAAUUCGAAUUCGACAAUGCCGCGAGCCUGGUAUCCACAGAUCAGUUAGCCGCCGAGACAAUUGUGCGCCUGCAUCGCCGUGUCGAAGCUCAACUCGCAAUUAUCGCGCAAGCUGGGCUCUCAACUGCCAACGCGGAUCUCACCAACGUCGGCAUAGUGCAAGCGCCAGGUCUAACCUCUGAAUUUGACAAGGCCAUGAAUGACGCUGCCGCUGCCUCAAUCGCGGCAGCGGGAGCAGAUAUGACCGAUAUCAACAAACAAUUGCAACAGAACAUCGACCAGUCAUUGGACCUUGGCGGUGUUGGUGCGGGCUUGGAUUUGAGCGCCAUGGGAGUCGAUGCAGGCGCAGGCAAUAUGAGCGCCGACCUGGGGAACUUGCCAGACUUAGAUUUGGAUAUGGGCGACAUGGGCAUGGGCAUGAACAUGGAAGGAGACGAUGAUUGGGGCCUGGACUUUGACAACAUGUAG
Messenger RNA from Didymosphaeria variabile, 3117 nucleotides. It is a transcript of the gene NUT1, whose product is annotated as mediator complex subunit. The coding region runs from base 1 to 3117 and encodes 1038 amino acids. Gene Ontology annotation, molecular function: transcription coregulator activity. Gene Ontology annotation, biological process: regulation of transcription by RNA polymerase II. The transcript is spliced from 7 exons. The record is from RefSeq and is a predicted model, not a curated record. Gene Ontology annotation, cellular component: mediator complex. Lineage: Eukaryota; Fungi; Ascomycota; Dothideomycetes; Pleosporales; Didymosphaeriaceae.